ACCGGAUGUUAUUGUCAGCUGACAAGACUUCCUCAUCACGUUUUCUCCCCCUUCAGUUCAUACGCAAAGCGUUGUUGAUUUACAGUUUACUACAAAUAUAUUUUACCUGGAGGGGCACAGAGAAAUAGAUGAAAUGUCGGCGAAGCCAACUUGCCUGAUCGUGGCGAGCGCCUCCCCUCAAGGGGUAUCGGCAAAAUCAUUCCACCAGUCAUUUAGUCUCUGCAACUCGGUGUUCAACCUCCAGACAGCGACACCUGGGGGCAAGCCUAUAGACUUUGUCGACGUCGAUGAAAGCACUGCUCGAUGGGUGCAGGACUUCAAUGUGAAACCCUAUGCAACACCAGCAAAACUUGAGUCUAUUGACGGUGCCCGGUACCAGGCGCUCCUCAUCCCAGACUGCCCCGGAGCGCUCAAUGACCUGGCACACAGCGGCUCUCUGCACCGCAUCCUCACACACUUCAUCUCCCAGCAAAAGCCAGUGUGUGCAGUGGGCCAGGGAGUGUCGGGUUUGUGCUGCGCCACUGACGGACAGAGGUGGAUCUUCAGCGGCUACAGCCUAACAGGGCCUUCAGUGUUUGAGCUGGUGCGGAGACCUGACUUUGCCAACCUGCCGUUGAUAGUGGAAGACUUUGUGAAAGAUAGCGGUGGAUCAUACACAGCAAGCCAAGAGGAUGCCAUGCAUGUAGUCAUAGACAGACACUUAGUAACCGGUCAGAAUAUUCAGUCAACUUCAGUUGCUGUGAAUAAUCUAAUCCUGCUGUGUAGUGGCAAGUAAAACCACCACAUAAAAUGUUUGUAGUAGCCACACUCCAGUCACAACAACACAUUUGCUCCAAAUUCAUGUUUAUGCAAUGAAAUGUACAUUCAUCCAGCACAAAUAUCAAGGAAGACAGAGUCAGAAACGUUUGGCAACAUUGUAAAUUCAAGUUCGUCACUUGUCAAUGUCCCAUUACAGAACAAAUAAAAAGCCAUUUGACACACUAAAACAUAAAUAUUUUGAUUCCCAAAGAAAAAAAAAAAAAAAAGCUUUGGAUGUUA
This is a messenger RNA of Myripristis murdjan (pinecone soldierfish), 1038 nucleotides long. RefSeq names its product glutamine amidotransferase class 1 domain containing 1 (gene gatd1). Bases 134 to 775 code for a protein of 213 amino acids. Lineage: Eukaryota; Metazoa; Chordata; Actinopteri; Holocentriformes; Holocentridae. Gene Ontology annotation, cellular component: cytoplasm. Gene Ontology annotation, molecular function: glyoxalase III activity. The record is from RefSeq and is a predicted model, not a curated record. The transcript has 7 exons.